Messenger RNA from Erinaceus europaeus (western European hedgehog), 674 nucleotides. It is a transcript of the gene TMEM160, whose product is annotated as transmembrane protein 160. Bases 38 to 598 code for a protein of 186 amino acids. Lineage: Eukaryota; Metazoa; Chordata; Mammalia; Eulipotyphla; Erinaceidae. The record is from RefSeq and is a predicted model, not a curated record. The transcript has 3 exons.
CGGGGCGGGGCGGAACGCGGCGGCCCUAGUGCGAACCAUGGGAGGAGGCUGGUGGUGGGCUCGGGCCGCCCGCCUGGCCCGACUCCGCUUCCGGGGGCCGCUGCUGCCGCCUCCGCGGCCCCGGAGUGGCGGCGGCCGGGGGUCCUUCGCCCCCGGCCAUGGCCCCCGCGCCGGGGCCUCGCCACCCCCGGUGUCCGAACUAGACCGCGCGGACGCCUGGCUCCUCCGGAAGGCGCAUGAGACAGCCUUCCUCUCCUGGUUCCGAAAUGGCCUCCUGGCAUCAGGCAUAGGUGUCAUCUCCUUCAUGCAGAGUGACAUGGGGCGGGAAGCUGCCUAUGGUUUCUUCUUGCUGGGCGGCCUGUGCGUGGUGUGGGGCGGUGCCUCCUACAUGGUGGGCCUGGCGGCACUGCGAGGACCCAUGCAGCUGUCUCUGGGGGGUGCGGCGGCAGGCGUAGGUGCUGUGCUGGCCGCCGGGCUGCUGUGGGCUUGUGCCGUGGGCCUCUACAUGGGCCAGCUGGAGCUGGACGUGGAGCUGGUGCCGGAGGACGAGGGCCCAGCCGAUGGCCCCGACGAGGCGGGCCGCCCACCCCCGGAGUGAGUGUGAGCAGCUGGACCCUGGCGCAGCCGGCCCGAGGGUCUGAGGACCUGGACAUUAAACCUGACCCUACCCUGGC